Arabis nemorensis is the source of this 396-nucleotide messenger RNA. Lineage: Eukaryota; Viridiplantae; Streptophyta; Magnoliopsida; Brassicales; Brassicaceae. The record is from the annotation of a GenBank genome assembly.
AUGGCUUCAAGCUCACUCUCUACUCCAAGUGGUCUUUCUCUCCCUCCUACCAGGGCAUGCACAGCGACCGUGCUCUACUCCNUGUUCCAGCUCUGUCUCAGUGUUUACAGGCUCCUCACCGGAUCUCCCAUCACACCAUCCCGCUUCCAAGCUUGGCUUUGCUUCACCUCCGAUCAGCUCUUUGGUUAUUUGAUGAUGAGCGCCGGAUCAGCCGGUUCUGGAGUUACCAACCUCAACAAAACUGGCAUCAGACACACUCCUCUUCCUGACUUCUGCAAGACCCUUUCUUCUUUCUGCAAUCACGUCGCCCUCUCUCUCCUCUUAGUCUUCCUCUCCUUCGUUUUCCUCGCCUCCUCUUCCCUCUUUAAUGUCCUUGUGCUCUCCUCCACUCCCUAG